AGCUCUCUAAGGAAGAAUACGAGGAAUCCUCCGAAGAAGACUUUGCACGCUUCUCCAAACGAAAAGUUCGUACGAACCAGCAGUACCAACCAGCUACUACGAAAACAAGAGUCAAAAUGCGGCGUACGAGGUACGUUGCACUGCCAGUACGAGCUUGGCAGUAUGUCGGCCUUCUGGUGGUGUCCCUCGCCUGCCUGACGCUAGGUCUGGUCUCCAGGGAUAAGGAAGGCCGAGCGGGAAGCCUGGCGGGACCUGAAUUGAAACAUCAAGCUCCUCACGAAGUGGAUGCCUGCCCGAACCUGAGCCCUUUCACCAAGAUGCCUUCUUGCUCGAAUUUCGAGCAAAACCAGACCAGGAUUUCGAGGACGACCAAGCAAACCAGAAACUCCAGAAUUUCCCUCGUACCAACCGAUCUCAGAAUGUCCCGAUCUCGAAGCUUAGACCGUGCCUCCAGGAUACGGUCUCAAACUCGAGCUGACUUUACGAGCGCAACGGAGAGACUGGCCAGACAGAGAAGCAACAUCGAAUACGAUUCUAGACGUGCUGUGGAAUCCAGACAUAGAAUCCAAGAUCGUACAAGACGCGUAUCCGAUUCUGCAAUACGACUGCAGAUCGCUCGAUCGUUCGACUCCAGAACUACGCAGGAUCUUGCUGAACGAAGAUUGCUCGAAAGGUCCGCCGACACCGAUAGGCGUCGUCAAGUAAAUAGGCGAGUAAUUGAUUCUCGAGAACGUGAAAACCUUGUACGCUCUAUGGAACGACUGACUUCCACCGCCGAUUCCCGUCGCGAAAGGAACGAGCGAUCUCCGAUGAACGUGGAUAGACGAAAUCGUAUCCAAACGACGAUCAGACGCGACUCUAGACUCGAUCGAGACCACAGACUUUUUACCAGAAUGGAACAACGCGAAGCGACUGACGAACGACAAAGGGUUAGUCGAUCGGAUCGUCGUGCGAAUGCGGGGACAAACGAACGACGACACUCUCUCGUUACAUCGUUAAGACGUUCCGUAGACAAUUUCGAUCGAGAGAGAAACAACAGACUGAACUUGGCUCGCGAACGACGCGAAUCUUCUCCCGUCAGGGCAUCUGAAAUUACCAGCAAUUACUUGAAGGAACGACGAGUCAGGAGUUUGUUCAACGAUCGAAGAUCGGAACGUCGGUCAUUCGUGGAUUCUAGAAGAAACUCAGAAAGGCGAUCUGCAUCCGUCGAAUCUGAAAACCAUGUAGAAGGUAGAGCCGAUCCCAGACUCGUGGAACGGAGAGAUAAUCGUAUCGUUCGUCAACGUGUAGAUCGUAGACUUAGCGAAGAAAGGGUUCACCGUCGUCUUGCAGACCAAACAGCUGAACGUCGACUCGUGGAACGAAGAACCGACCGACGUCCGAUGGAACAAAGAGCCGGCCGACUCGUCGUGGAAAGGCGAUCCACAUCCGUCGAAUCUCGAAUUCGCAAAGAAGCCAGGACCACCGAUCAACCACGCAGGGAAAGGCGAUCCGCGUCUAUCGAAUCCCAGAACCUCGAAGAAGCUAGAGCUGAUCGUCAACUUAUGGAACGAGGAACUAACCGACGUCUCAUGGAACAAAGGGCAGUCCGACUCGUCUUGGAAAGGCGAUCCACACCCGUUGAAUCUCGAUUCCGCAAAGAAGCCAGAACCACCGAUCAACGACGCAGGGAAAGGCGAUCCGCGUCUAUCGAAUCUCAAAGUCGUCAAGAAGCUAGAACUGAUCGCCAACAAUUGGAACGAGGUACUAACCGACGUCUCAUGGAGCAAAGGGCUGACCGACUCNGCGUGGAAAGGCGAUCCACACCCGUCGAAUCUCGAUUCCGCAAAGAUGCCAGUACCACAGAUCAACGACGCAGGGAAAGGCGAUCCGCGUCUAUCGAGUCCCAGAACCUCGAAGAAGCUAGAGCUGAUCGUCAACUUAUGGAACGAGGAACUAACCGACGUCUCAUGGAACAAAGGGCAGUCCGACUCGUCGUGGAAAGGCGAUUCACACCCGUCGAAUCUCGAUUCCGCAAAGAAGCCAGACACAUCGAUCAACGACACAGGGAAAAGCGAUCCGCGUCUAUCGAAUCUCAAAGUCGUGAAGAAGCUAGAGCUGAUCGACAACUUGUGGAACGAAGAACCGACGCACGACUCAUUGAACAAAGGACUGAUCGACGACGACUGGCCGUGGAAAGGCGAUUCACGUCCGUCGAAUCUCGAACCCGCGGAGAAACCGGUACUGAUCGUCGACUUAUGAAACAAAGAGCUGAUCGUCAACUCGUGGAACGUCGUCUCACAGGGCAGAGAAUCGAUGGGCGAGACUUGAACUCGAGACGAUCGGUACGACAGACACUUGACACCGAUAGAUCUCAAGGAACCGGCACUAUGCUUACUCGUCUUGAAAAUGACAUUCGCUCUAGCCAGAAGGGACAAAGAUUCGCUGACAAAGCACGCGCAGCCCUGACAAUUUCUCCAGAUAGAUCUGUAAACGAUAUCGGACGACCUCGCUCCGUGGAAAGGGAUAUUCGCUCUGCGGAUAGAGAUUCUCGUUCUCGAAGCCAAUCGAUCCAAGAUUCAAACGUUGUUCGAAGACGAGACCGAUCUCAACAACGGAUUUCCAGGAUCCCUGUCAAUGCACGUUCCUUAACGGUACGAGAGAAAAGUCAGGCACGCGGCAAUGAUUUCGUGCCCAGGAUGAAGAUUUUAGGCGCCACGGACUUCCUAAAACAACGAAACUCCAUGAAUUACACGUUUACAUUUGAAAUUAUCCGUCAGGCACUCACAAUUGGACUUUGUACGAUGUACGGAUUAUCCAUUUUCUACGGAAAACGCUCUUUCAUUAGAAACUUGGUGAGACAGGGACCGCAAUUUACUAUAUGGUAGACCCUUAUCCUAAGGAAAAACAACGAUCCGCUACUUCCAAGACCUGCUUUUAGUCAUUGUUCUAGUGUAGUUUUUCCUUCCAUCAUACUUAUACUAUGUACU
Messenger RNA from Bombus pyrosoma, 2969 nucleotides. Its product is annotated as zinc finger CCCH domain-containing protein 13-like. NCBI's taxonomy places the organism in Eukaryota, Metazoa, Arthropoda, Insecta, Hymenoptera, Apidae. The record is from RefSeq and is a predicted model, not a curated record.